AUGCGAACCCGCCAAUCCGAGUCGAUAUCCCAUCGGAUGCGAGCCAUUGGCCGGCAGCGGCCAGGUAUGCAGUGUUGCCCCGGGCCGUGGACAAUGUUGGAGCUUCUGACUUGGGUGUAA
Molecule: messenger RNA, 120 nt
Organism: Colletotrichum abscissum
Lineage: Eukaryota; Fungi; Ascomycota; Sordariomycetes; Glomerellales; Glomerellaceae
Exons: 1
Coding region: 1-120 (39 amino acids)
Source: RefSeq, a predicted model, not a curated record